Molecule: messenger RNA, 1485 nt
Organism: Apis dorsata (giant honeybee)
Lineage: Eukaryota; Metazoa; Arthropoda; Insecta; Hymenoptera; Apidae
Product: protein RRNAD1-like
Exons: 6
Coding region: 135-1466 (443 amino acids)
Source: RefSeq, a predicted model, not a curated record
UUGAAAUAUUAAUUAACAGUUUUUAAGAAUUAAUUCAAAUUAAAUUUUCUAAAAAAAUUAAAAAUAAAUAUAACGGUGACAAUAAAAGUUGAUUUGAAUGCUGAUAAGUUUCUAAUAAGACAAGAUAAAUAAAUAUGGCAAGUGCAAAUGAAUAUAUAGCAAAUAUAUAUUUUUUGGAUGCAUUGAACUUAUUUAUUGAAACACAAUGGCUCUAUAAUAUUCCAGUUACUAAUUUAUUAACUGAAGGAUUACUUGAUUUAUUUCCAGAAGAAUGGUUAAAUCCAGAAUGGUCAAAGACUUUAAAAACAUUUGUUAAAAAGUGUAGAUAUAUUGAUCGAUUACCAAAUAUAAACAGUAUAAUACCAAUAAUAUUACCAAAAAAAUUUCAAACAGGUCUUAAUCUUAAAAAACAACAUGAAAUAAUGCAUUUAGCAUACCUAGUACAUAUGCAAUGUGCAUCACAAAAUAUUAAAACUAUUAUUGAUCUUGGUGCAGGUUUGGGAUAUAUUUGUCAGUUAUUAUAUUAUUUGUAUGGAUAUAAAGUUCUUGGAUUAGAAAAAAGCCAAACAAAUGUAAAUAAUGCUCGAAGUAGACAAAUAAAAAUGUAUUCUGAUUCAUUGGCAUAUGUUAAAUAUAGUUGUUGUGAUUUAACAUAUAAUUCUGUUGAAAUAAUAGAAGCUAUUUUAAAUAAUGAAUUUCAAGAAAAAUCAGAUAUUUGUUUAAUUGGUCUACAUGCUUGUGGAGAUCUUAGUAUAUAUGCAUCAAAAAUAUUUCGAGAUAUGAAAAUAGCACGUAUUUUUAUUUUAAUUCCUUGUUGUUAUCAUAAACUUUCAAUAUCAAAAAGUAUAAGAAUAAAUGCAUCAAGUGAAAAACAAUACUUUAAUAAUUUUCCUUUAUCUAAUCGUUUUAAAACUAUUAUUAAUAAUACUAAUUUUGAUAUUGGUAUCUUUUUGAGGCAACCUUUUUUACGGCUAGCAUGUCAAGAACCAGUAGAUAGAUGGUAUAACAUGUCUAUUGAAACACAUAAUAAACAUUCUUUCUAUGUUCUUGCAAGAGCUGUCCUUCAAUUGUAUGCAACUAAAAAUGGAUUUUCUCUUAAGAAAUGUACUCAAAAAGGAACAAGAAAAUCACAAUGUUUAAAUUUUGAAACAUAUAUUAAUGAUGCAUUGACUAGGUAUAUUUUACAACCACAAGAAAAAGAAACAUUCAACAAACAAGAUGUAGAAUUCAAUCUUGAUACACAUAAAAAAAAUAUAAUAGAAUUAUGGAAAAAUCAUUGUGAUAAAUUUAAAAUUGUAGAAAUAUAUACUGGUUUACAAUUGAUGUUGCAAGCACCAGCAGAAUCACUUGUUUUACAAGACAGAUUAUGUUGGAUGGAAGAAGAAGGUUUAGAAGCAAAAAUUAUUCCAGUAAUGAAUAAAUAUAUAUCUCCACGAGCAUAUGCAAUUGUAUCUCACAAAAAAUAAUAAAUAUUUUUAUAUUUAA